This is a messenger RNA of Haplochromis burtoni (Burton's mouthbrooder), 15108 nucleotides long. It is a transcript of the gene ryr3, whose product is annotated as ryanodine receptor 3. NCBI's taxonomy places the organism in Eukaryota, Metazoa, Chordata, Actinopteri, Cichliformes, Cichlidae. Bases 390 to 14954 code for a protein of 4854 amino acids. The transcript has 107 exons. The record is from RefSeq and is a predicted model, not a curated record. Gene Ontology annotation, biological process: calcium ion transmembrane transport; intracellular calcium ion homeostasis. Gene Ontology annotation, cellular component: calcium channel complex; sarcoplasmic reticulum membrane; smooth endoplasmic reticulum. Gene Ontology annotation, molecular function: protein binding; ryanodine-sensitive calcium-release channel activity; calcium ion binding.
CGUCAUUAUCAGACAGGGAGUGAGACCAAACCGCAAACAUUUUAAAAGUAAUACUAUUUUAGCACAAGGAACCAUCCUUGUACGCACCAGAGCAUCAGCUGCCAUCAUCAUCAUCACCACUAGCACCACCGGGAGCUCGUCCCCUGAUGCCCCGUCCGUCCGCUGAUCCGCACUGCUGCUGCUAGGCGUCGGGGCGCGGAGAGGGGAGGGAAAGGAGGAGGAAGAGUGGAUGAGGAGUAGGAAGGAGAGGAGUGGAGGGGGGCUCGGCCGGGCUGCCCUAUAUGGCUGUGGAUGUGCUCUCUGCUAAUAUCGGCUUGAGAGGCACAGCAUCGCGUUUCUGCCAGCAGUCAGUGGUGGCUUCCAGAGUCUAAGCAGGCUCCUUCACAGCCAUGGCUGAGGGCGGAGAAGGGGAAGAUGAGAUCCAGUUCUUGAGAACUGACGAUGAGGUGGUGCUCCAGAGUGUGGCCACCAUCCAGAAGGAGCAUCGUAAGUUCUGCCUGGCCGUCGAGGGACUUGGAAACCGUCUAUGUUACCUGGAAUCAACAUCUGAAGCUAAGUAUGUUCCUCCGGACCUUUGUGUCUGUAACUUUGUGCUGGAGCAGUCACUGUCAGUGCGAGCUCUGCAGGAGAUGCUGGCUAACACUGGGCAGAGCAGCGAAGGGAGUGCUGACCAUGAAAAAUGGGCGGGUCAGGGGGGUGGACACCGGACCCUGCUCUAUGGUCACGCCAUCCUCCUACGCCACUCCUUCAGUGGCAUGUACUUGACCUGUUUGAAGACAUCAAGGUCUCUGACAGACAAGCUGUCAUUUGAUGUCGGACUGCAAGAAGAUUCAAUAGGAGAGUCCUGCUGGUGGACCAUUCACCCUGCAUCCAAGCAGAGAUCUGAGGGAGAGAAAGUCCGCAUUGGAGACGACCUGAUUCUUGUCAGUGUGUCGACGGAGAGAUAUCUACAUCUCUCUAUUUCCAAUGGCAACUUUCACGUGGAUGCCUCCUUCAUGCAGACCCUGUGGAAUGUCCAGCCUACCUGCUCAUCAAGUAACAUGGCAGUAGGUUUUUUAAUUGGUGGACAUGUGAUGCGUCUCUGUCAUGGGCAUGAUGAGAGCCUGACCAUCCCUGGAGCAGACAAGAGUGAGGAGGAGCAGAGGAUAGUUAACUAUGAGGCUGGCAAGGGAGCAUCAAGGGCCCGUUCACUGUGGAGAGUGGAGCCACUGAGGAUCAGCUGGAGUGGUAGCCACAUCCGGUGGGGCCAGCCCUUCCGACUACGCCAUCUCUCUACUGGCCAUUAUCUUGCUCUGACUGAAGACCGUGGACUGGUUCUGCAGGACAGAGUGAAGUCUGACACCACGGCCACUGCUUUCUGCUUUAGGGCCUCCAAGGAAAAGGGAGAUACUGGCCCAAAGAGGGACAUUGAUGGCAUGGGCGUGCCAGAGAUCAAGUACGGAGACUCUGUGUGCUUCAUCAUGCAUGUGGCAACAGGACUGUGGCUGUCCUACCAGGCGCCAGAUGCCAAAUCAUCUCGUCUUGGUCCCCUAAAAAGAAGGGCCUGCCUACAUUCUGAGGGCCACAUGGAUGACGGGCUCAUCCUCCAGCGCUGUCAACAUGAGGAGUCUCGGGCUGCACGCAUCAUCCGUAACACCACGUUCCUCUUUACCAACUUCAUCAAAGCUUUGGACAGCAUUGCAGCAGGAGAGUCUACAGCAGUGGCCGGGUACGUUGAAGAGGUGCUACAGACACUGAAUGAUUUGAUUGAGUACUUUAAGCAGCCCGAUUCUGAGCUGGAGCAUGAAGAGAAGCAGUGUCUUCUCCGUUCACUCAUCAAACGUCAGGACCUCUUCAAAGAGGAGGGUAUGCUGAGUCUUCUGUCCAAAUGCAUUGAUCGAAUGAACCUGUACGACAGUGCAGCCCACUUCGGGGAGGUGGCUGGGGAGGAAGCUGGCGCAGCGUGGAAGGACAUUCUCAACCUGCUUUAUGAACUCUUAGCUGCACUGAUUCGUGGAAACCGGAACAACUGUACCCAGUUUUCCCGAAAAUUGGACUGGUUGGUCAGCAAACUGGAAAGACUGGAGUCUUCAUCAGGUAUUCUGGAAGUCCUCCACUGUAUCUUGGUAGAAAGCCCAGAAGCUCUGAACAUCAUCCAGAAAGGUCACAUUAAAUCCAUCGUCUCUCUGCUCUACAAGCAUGGACGCAACCACAAGAUCCUGGAUGUCCUUUGUUCCCUCUGUGUAUGCAAUGGAGUGGCAGUGAGAGCCAAUCAGAAUCUGAUCUGUGACAACCUCCUUCCCAAUAGGGACCUGCUGCUUCAGACUCGAUUGGUCAAUGAUGUUCAGAGUAUGAGACCAAAUAUCUUCCUGGGCAUAGCUGAAGGUUCAGCUCAGUAUAAGAAGUGGUAUUAUGAGCUGGUCAUUGACCAAGUGGACCACUUUGUAACCAAUGAGCCGACCCACCUGAGGGUAGGCUGGGCCAACACUAAAGGAUAUGCUCCAUACCCUGGUGGAGGAGAAGGGUGGGGAGGCAAUGGUGUUGGAGAUGACCUGUACUCUUACAGCUUUGAUGGACUGCAUCUCUGGUCAGGCCGAAUCCCAAGAGCCGUGGCCUCCAUUAACCAGCACUUGCUGAACUCAGACGAUGUGGUCAGCUGCUGUCUGGAUUUGGGAGCUCCCAGUAUGUCCUUCAGGAUCAACGGGCAGCCUGUCCAGGGCAUGUUCGAGGACUUCAACACAGACGGGUUCUUCUUCCCUGUAGUCAGCUUCUCUGCAGGUGUAAAGGUCCGGUUCCUGCUGGGCGGUCGCCAUGGAGAUUUCAAGUUCUUGCCACCUGCCGGUUACUCUCCGUGUUAUGAAGCACUGUUGCCCAAAGAGAAGAUGCAUGUAGAGCCUGUGAAGGAGUACAAGAGGGACCACGAUGGGGUCCGUGAUCUGCUGGGAACCACCCAGUUCCUCUCUCAGGCCUCCUUUAUUCCCACCCCUGUUGACACCAGUCAGAUUGUUCUUCCCCCUCACUUGGAGAACAUCCGGGACAAGCUGGCAGAAAACAUUCACGAACUGUGGGGGAUGAACAAGAUUGAACUGGGCUGGACUUAUGGCAAGGUUCGUGAUGACAACAAGAGGCAGCACCCUUGCCUUGUGGAUUUCGCCAAGCUGCCUGAAACUGAAAGGAACUACAACUUGCAGAUGUCCAGUGAAACCCUAAAGACCCUUUUAGCCCUGGGAUGCCAUGUUGCCCAGGUUAAUAUUCACGCUGAAGAGGAUCUGAAGAAAAUCAAAUUACCCAAAAACUACAUGAUGUCCAAUGGAUAUAAGCCUGCGCCACUGGAACUCUCUGAUGUGAGACUGAAUGCUGGUCAAGAGGUUCUAGUUGAUAAACUGGCCGAAAAUGCGCACAAUGUGUGGGCCAAAGAUAGAAUUAAACAAGGAUGGACCUAUGGCAUCCAGCAGGAUUUGAAGAGCAGGCGUAAUCCUCGCCUGGUGCCAUAUGCUUUACUGGAUGAACGCACCAAAAAAUCUAACAGGGACAGUCUGAGAGAAGCUAUCAGGACUAUGGUUGGAUAUGGAUAUGAGAUCGACCCCCCAGAUCAAGAGGUUGUGCACAUGCUUGAUGAUCAGAGCAUCGAGACGAUACGCUUCUUCCGUGUGGAGCAGACCUACGCGGUGAAGACGGGGAAGUGGUACUUUGAGUUUGAGGCUCUGAGUGGAGGAGACAUGAGGGUUGGCUGGGCCAGACCAGGCUGCAGACCUGAUGUGGAGCUCGGAGUAGAUGACCAAGCCUUCGUCUUUGAUGGAUAUCGGGGACGACGUAUGCAUGCAGGCAGCCGCUACUUUGGACAGCCUUGGAAAAAGGGCGACGUGGUUGGUUGCAUGAUCAACAUGGAGGACAAAUCCAUGAUUUUCACCCUCAACGGAGAACUCUUGAUCACCAGUAAAGGAUCCGAGCUUUGCUUCACUGACUUUGAGACAGAGGAUGGUUUCAUCCCCGUGUGCAGUCUCCGCAUGUCUCAGAUCGGCCGUAUGAACUUGGGCAAGGACGCCAGUACUUUCAAGUACUACACCAUGUGUGGUCUACAGGAGGGUUUUGAGCCCUUUGCUGUUAACAUGAACAGAGAGGUCACCAUGUGGUUCAGCAAGCGCCUGCCCACUUUUUUCAAUGUACCUGAGUACCACCCUGAUAUUGAGGUGACGAGGAUUGACGGAACAGUCGACAGUCCUCCUUGCCUUAAGGUCACUCACAAGACGUAUGGCACUCAAAACAGCAACAAUGACAUGGUCUACUGUAGACUGAGCAUGCCUGUGGAGUUUUAUUCUGCAGACAAGCUCCUGGAUGAAUCACUGAAGCUCAGCCAUCCUCCAAAAGAAGAUGGAAGUAUUGACUUUGGAAGCAUCACAACUUAUUACUACUCAGUGCGAGUGUUUGCUGGACAGGACCCUGCUUCUGUGUGGGUGGGCUGGGUCACACCCGACUAUCAUUAUUAUAGCAAGAACUUCAGCCUCAGCAAAACGCGCACGGUCACAGUGACGCUGGGAGAUGAGAGGGGCAGGGUCCAUGAGAGUGUUCAGAGGAGUAACUGCUACAUGGUGUGUGUAGCAGACGCAGUUACCCCGUCUUCGUCCAGCCGCUCUAGCUCCGACCUGGAGAUUGGCUGUUUGGCUGACCUGGCCACUGGCCUUGUCUCCUUCAAUGCCAAUGGCAAAGAGCUCCCCACAUCAUAUCAGGUGGAACCAAAUACCAAGCUCUUCCCUGCUGUAUUUGUCCUCCCCACCAGUGCAAACCUCUUCCAGUUUGAAUUUGUUAAGAUAAAGGAUGCCAUGCCACUCUCAUCAGCCAUAUUCAAGAGCGAGCACAGGAAUCCGGUGCCACAGUGUCCGCCACGGUUGGAUGUGCAGACAAUUGUGGCAGUGCUUUGGAGCCGGAUGCCCAAUACCUUUCUCAAUGUGGAGACGGCUCGUGUUAGUGAAAGACAUGGCUGGGUGGUCCAGUGUCUGGAGCCUAUGCAGAUGAUGGCUGUACACAUACCUGAAGAAAACAGGUGUUUGGACAUAAUGGAGUUAUCUGAGCACGAAGACUUAAGGAAGUUCCACUACCACACACUAAAGCUGUAUUGUGCCCUUUGUGCACUGGGAAACACUCGUGUAGCUCACGCCCUCUGCAGCCAUUUGGACCAAUCACAGCUCCUCUACACAAUCGACAAUCAGUACCUCUCUGGCAUGCUGAGAGAGGGCUUCUACAAUGUCCUUAUCAGCAUUCAUCUUGAGACAGCAAAGGAAGCCCGUCUAAUGAUGAACAACGAGUUCAUUAUCCCUGUGACGGAUGAAACGCGCUCCAUCAAGCUGUUCCCAGAUGAGUCCAAGCGACAUUCACUUCCUGGGGUGGACCUAAGCACCUCCCUUAAACCUCGGGUCAAUUUCUCCCCUGUGGGAAUCAUCAACACCAAACGCCAACAGUUCCUCUACAGCCCCCAGAUCCCAUUGGGCAUCCUAAAGGAAAAAGCCAUCAGCAUGCUAACCGAGGCAGUGCAAGGUGGAGGGACACACAUCCGAGACCCAGUAGGCGGGAGUCUUGAGUACCAGUUUGUUCCCAUUUUGAAACUGAUUGGAACGCUGUUAAUAAUGGGAGUCCUGACCAGUGAUGAGGUGAGGCUGAUUCUCCUCCUGAUCGACCCCAAUGUGUUCGGAGAGACCAAAGAGGGUGAGGAAGUUAAGGGGGAUGAGGUGGCCGUGUCAGGGGAGAAGGAGGAGGUGAGCAAGAAUGAGGAGAAGGCUGUAGAAGCAGGGGAGGAAGAGACCAAGGAGAGCAAACCGCAAGUUAAAGGCCUGCUGGAGAAGUCUCUGCCAGAGUCUGUCAAACGCCAGAUGUGUGAGCUGCUCCACUACUUCUGUGACUGCGAGCUGAAGCACCGCAUCGAAUCCAUUGUUUCCUUCUCCGACAGCUUCGUGUCCAAGCUGCAGUACAAUCAGAAGUUCCGCUACAAUGAGCUAAUGCUGGCUCUCAACAUGUCUGCCGCUGUCACUGCCAAAAAGACCAAAGAGUUUCGUUCACCUCCGCAGGAGCAGAUAAACAUCCUGUUGAAUUUCAGUGCAGGUGAGGACUGCCCCUGUCCCGUGGAGAUCCAGGAUGAGCUCAACUCGUUCCAUGAAGAACUGCGGCUGCAUUGUGGAAUUCCAGUGGAGGAAGAAGAAGAAGAACAGGACACUUCAAUUAAAGGCCGUCUUCUGGCUUUACUGUAUAAAAUCAAGGGCCCACCACAGAAGACGGAGCAGGAACCCACAGAGACUGAACAGGCUGCCCCCACCAACCUGAAGGAGCUUAUCUCCCAGACCAUAACCAGUUGGGCUCAGGAGUCUCACAUUCAGGACUCAGAGCUGGUGAGAGUGAUGUUUAGCCUGCUGAGGAGACAGUAUGACGGCAUCGGGGAACUGCUUCGGGCCAUGAAGAAGUCGUACACCAUCAGUGCCGCAUCUGUGCAAGAUGCUAUUAACCUGCUGGCAUCUCUGGGUCAAAUCAGAUCUCUGCUAUCAGUGCGAAUGGGCAAGGAAGAGGAGAAACUCAUGAUUGAUGGGCUCGGCGACAUUAUGAACAACAAGGUUUUCUACCAGCAUCCUAAUCUGAUGAGAGUGCUGGGCAUGCAUGAGACAGUCAUGGAGGUCAUGGUGAACGUGCUUGGGGGAGACAAGUCACAGGAGAUCGCUUUCCCCAAGAUGGUAGCUAGCUGUUGUCGCUUCUUGUGCUAUUUCUGCCGUAUUAGCCGGCAAAACCAGAAAGCCAUGUUUGACCACCUGAGCUACCUGCUGGAGAACAGCAGCGUCGGAUUGGCCUCUGAAGCUAUGCGGGGCUCCACUCCGCUGGAUGUCGCAGCGUCUUCAGUGAUGGACAACAACGGUCUGGCGCUGGCCCUGGAGGAGCCUGAUCUGGAGAAGGUGGUGACAUACCUAGCAGGCUGUGGUCUUCAGAGCUGCGCCAUGCUGGUGGCUAAGGGAUACCCAGACCUCGGCUGGAACCCCAUAGAGGGAGAGCGCUACCUCUCAUUCCUGAGGUUCGCCGUUUUCUGCAACGGUGAGAGCGUGGAGGAAAAUGCCAACGUGGUGGUGAAGCUGCUCAUCAGGCGUCCAGAGUGUUUCGGCCCAGCCUUGAGGGGCGAGGGAGGUCAGGGUCUGCUGGCUGCCAUGGAAGAGGCCAUCAAGAUCUCUGAAGAUCCUGCCCUGGACCUGCCCAAGACUCCUGCUGGAGUCACUACUGGGUCUGGUGAGGAGGAAGGGGAAGUGAUUCACAUGGGCAACGCCAUCAUGUCCUUCUACUCUGCCCUCAUUGACCUGCUGGGACGCUGUGCUCCUGAGAUGCAUCUUAUCAAUGCAGGUAAAGGUGAGGCGCUGCGUAUCAGAGCCAUCCUGCGCUCUCUGGUUCCCACUUCGGACCUGGUGGGCGUCAUCAGCAUCCCCCUCAAAAUGCCUGUCGUUAAUAAAGAUGGCACAGUGACCGAACCGGACAUGUCAGCUUGUUUCUGUCCCGACCACAAGGCCCCCAUGGUGCUCUUCCUGGACAGAGUUUACGGCAUCGAGGACCAGAGCUUCCUGCUCCAGAUGUUGGAGGUUGGCUUCCUGCCUGACCUCCGAGCCUCGGCGUCUCUGGAUACGGAGGUGUUGAGCACCACAGAGACUGCGCUGGCCAUGAACAGGUACAUCGGCUCAGCUCUGCUGCCUCUGCUGACCCGCUGUGCCGCUCUCUUUGGCAGCACAGAGCACCACGCACAGCUGGUUGACUCCACGUUGCAGACUAUCUACAGGCUGUCAAAAGGCCGCUCACUCACCAAAGCCCAAAGGGAUGCCAUUGAAGAGUGUCUGCUGGCAAUCUGCAAACACCUGCGUCCCUCUAUGAUGCAGCAGCUGCUCAGACGUCUGGUGUUCGAUGUUCCAAUGCUCAAUGAAUACUGCAAGAUAUCUCUCCGGCUGCUGACCAAUCACUACGAGCAGAACUGGAAGUACUACUGCCUGCCAUCUGGUAUGGGCAGCUUUGGUACUGCCUCUGAGGAGGAGCUCCUUCUCACCAAGAAACUCUUCUGGGGAAUCUUUGACUCCCUUUCUCAUAAGAAAUAUGAUACUGAACUUUUCAAAAUGGCCAAGUCAUGCCUGUGUGCAAUCGCUGGGGCCCUGCCUCCAGACUUUGUGGAUUCCAGUUUAGGUGCAACGCUGGAGAAGCAGGCAUCAAUGGACGCACAGGGUAACUUUGACCCCAAACCCAUCAGCACUGCCAAUAUCUCCCUUCCUGAAAAACUUGAGUACAUUGCCAACAAAUAUGCAGAGCAUUCCCAUGACAAGUGGUCCUCAGAGAAGAUGUCAGUGGGCUGGAAACAUGGAGACACUGUGGAUGAGCAGGCCAAAACCCAUCCACUCCUGAAGCCCUAUAAAUCUCUGAGUGAGAAGGAGAGAGAAACAUAUCGCUGGCCAGUGAGAGAGUCACUGAAGAGCAUGUUGGCUAUGGGCUGGAACAUUGAGAGGACCAAAGAGGGUGAGGCGAUGUUCCAGCAACGAGAGAGCGAAAAACAGCGGAAGAUCUCGGAGUCCCAGAUUAAUGGAUUCAGUCCCGCUCCAAUGGAUCUGCACAAUGUCACCUUGUCGAGAGAGCUGCAGGGCAUGGUGGAGGUGGUUGCAGAAAAUUACCACAACAUCUGGGCCAAGAAGAAGAAAACUGAGCUUGUCAGCAAAGGAGGAGGGACCCACCCACUGCUGGUACCCUAUGAUACCUUGACAGCUAAAGAGAAGUACAGAGACAGAGAGAAGGCCCAGGAGCUCUUCAAGUUCCUGCAGAUUAGUGGCUAUGCCAUCACAAGAGGCUUGAAGGACAUGGAGCAGGAUUCAUCAUCAAUGGAAAAACGCUUUUCUUACAAGUUCCUUAAGAGGUUGCUGAAGAAUGUUGACUCUGCCCAGGAGUUCAUUGCUCAUCUUGAGGCGAUGGCCACCAGUGGGAAGACCGACAAAUCCCCUCAUGACCAGGAAAUCAAGUUCUUUGCCAAGGUGUUGCUUCCCCUGACUGAUCAAACAUUUAAAAACCACUGUCUGUACUUCCUGUCUACACCUAGUAAGAACCUGAGCAGUUGUGGUUGUGCCUCCAAUAAAGAGAAGGAGAUGGUCACCAGUCUGUUCUGUAAGCUGGCAGCUCUUGUCAGACACAGGAUUUCUCUCUUUGGAAGUGAUUCAGCAAUGAUGGUGAGCUGUCUGCACAUCCUUACUCACUCACUUGACACUAGAACAGUGAUGAAGACUGGCUCGGAGCUGGUAAAAGUCGGGUUAAAGACUUUCUUUGAGAAUGCAGCAGAAGACUUGGAGAAGCUGCUGGAGAUGCUGAAACUGGGAAAGUUCAUGCAAUCCCGUGCCCAGAUGAAGAGCGUCAGUCAAAGCAUAAACUAUGUGACAGUGGCACUGCUGCCUAUCCUCACUGCCCUCUUUGAGCAUAUCAAAACAUACGAGUUUGGAGUGGACUUGCUUUUGGAUGACGUCCAGCUGUCUUGCUACAGAAUUCUGACAUGUUUGUACUGUCUGGGAACAGGAAAGAACUUGUUUGUGGAGAGGCAUCUGCCAGCACUGGGGGAGAGCCUGGCGAUUCUGGUUGGAGCCAUGCCCGUAGCUUUCCUGGAGCCUCAUCUAAAUGCUCACAACCCACUCUCAGUCUUCAACACCAAGACCCCUCGAGAGCGAGCCAUCCUGAGUAUGCCUGACACAGUGGAGGAGAUGUGCCCAGAGAUGCCUCGUCUUGACAAACUUCUCAAAGACGUCAAUGAUGUGUCAGAGUCUGGUGCUCGCUAUAGUGACAUGCCACAGGUUAUAGAGGUAAUCCUUCCCAUGCUGUGUAACUAUCUGUCCUACUGGUGGGAGAAAGGUCCAGAGAACUCGCCCCCAGAUACUCAGUGCUGCACCAUGGUGACCUCUGAACACCUCAGCAUCAUUCUGGGAAAUAUCCUCAAGAUCCUCAACAGCAACCUGGGCAUUGAUGAUGCUCCUUGGAUGAAGAGGAUUGCCGUCUAUUCUCAGCCAAUCAUCUGCAAAGCUGGAGCAGAUCUGCUCAGAACCCAUUUCCUGCCCACACUGGAUAAAUUAAAGAAGAAGACGGUGAAGGUGGUGGCUGAAGAGGAGCUGCUGAAAGCUGACAGCAAAGGUGACAACCAGGAGGCAGAACUGCUCAUCUUGGACGAGUUUGCUGUGCUCUGCAGGGACCUCUAUGCUUUCUACCCCAUGCUCAUUCGUUAUGUGGACAACAACAGGUCCAGGUGGCUGAAGGAGCCGGACGGAGACUCCACUGAGCUCUUUAGGAUGGUGGCUGAGAUCUUCAUCCUCUGGUGCAAGUCACAUAACUUUAAGCGUGAGGAGCAAAACUUUGUGGUUCAGAAUGAAAUCAACAAUUUGGGCUUCCUAACUGGUGAAGGCAAGACUAAGAUGUCUAAGACAGGUGGGGACCAGGAGAGGAAACACAAGCUCCGACGUGGUGAAUACUACUCCAUUCAAACGUCUCUAAUUGUAGCCGCCCUGAAGAAGAUGCUACCCAUCGGCCUUAACAUGUGCACCCCAGGAGACCAGGAGCUCGUCUCUUUGGCCAAGAUACGCUACAGCCUGAAAGACACAGAUGAUGAGGUGAAGGAGCAUUUGCGUCAGAAUCUCCAUCUCCAGGACAAGUCUGAUGACCCAGCGGUCCAGUGGCAGAUGAACCUGUACAAAGAUGUUGUGGUGAAGAGCGAGGAACCAGCAAACCCAGAGCAUACAGUGGACAGAGUCCAGAGCAUCUCUGCUGCAGUCUUCCAUCUGGAGCAGGUGGAGCAACCACUUAGGAAUAAAAAGUGUGUGUGGCAGAAGCUGCUAUCGAAACAGCGUAAACGUGCUGUAGUGGCUUGUUUCCGCAUGGCUCCACUCUACAAUUUACCCAGGCAUCGUGCUAUCAACUUCUUCAUCCCGGCCUAUGAGAGACUUUGGAUAGAGGCAGAGGAGUACUCCUUUGAGGAGAAGCUAGUUCAGGAUCUGGCAAAAACACCAAUGAAGAUUGUGGAGGAGGAGGAAGAGGAGGUGGCUGAGAUCCAGCCCGACCCUCUCCACCAACUCAUUCUGCACUUCAGCCACAAUGCUCUGACAGAAAGAAGUCACUUGGAAGAAGAUCCUUUGUAUAUUGCGUAUGCAGACAUGAUGGCAAAGAGCUGUGCAGAGGAUGAGGAAGAAGAAGAGGAAGAAGGGAAAGAAAAGACAUUCGAGGAGAAGGAGAUGGAAAAGCAGAAGAUCCUUUAUCAGCAGGCGAGGCUGCACGCUCGUGGCGCUGCUGAAAUGGUGCUGCAGAUGAUCAGCUCCAGUAAAGGUCGUCUGGGCCCCAUGGUGACCUGCACCCUCAAACUGGGCAUCUCCAUCCUAAAUGGAGGCAACGUGCAAGUUCAGCAGAAAAUGCUCGAUUACUUGAAAGAAAAAAGAGAUGCAGGCUUUUUCAAGAGUCUUUCAGGACUAAUGCAGUCCUGCAGUGUCCUGGACUUGAAUGCAUUUGAGAGACAGAACAAAGCAGAAGGACUCGGCAUGGUGACAGAGGAAGGUUCUAUCCACACUGAGCGGGGCUCCAAGGUGCUACAGAAUGAUGAGUUUACUAAAGAUCUUUUCCGGUUUUUGCAACUUCUGUGCGAGGGCCACAAUGGAGAUUUCCAGAAUUUUCUGAGAACCCAAACUGGAAACACAACCACAGUCAACAUCAUUAUCAGCACUGUGGACUAUCUGCUCCGUCUUCAGGAAUCUAUCAGUGACUUCUACUGGUACUACUCUGGCAAAGAAGUAAUUGAUGAAACUGGAAAGCGAAACUUUUCCAAAGCGUUAUCUGUAGCAAAGCAGAUAUUUAACUCGCUGACUGAGUACAUCCAGGGUCCAUGUAUUGGGAACCAGCAGAGUUUAGCACACAGCAGACUGUGGGAUGCAGUGGUGGGCUUCUUGCAUGUUUUCGCCAACAUGCAGAUGAAGCUGUCUCAGGAUGCCAGUCAAAUUGAGCUGCUGAAAGAACUGAUGGACUUACAGAAAGACAUGGUGGUCAUGCUGCUGUCUCUGCUUGAGGGUAAUGUGGUUAAUGGAACAAUUGGAAAGCAGAUGGUUGACACCCUGGUGGAGUCUUCCAGCAAUGUGGAGAUGAUUCUCAAGUUCUUCGACAUGUUCCUGAAAUUGAAGGAUCUCACGACCUCUGACAACUUCAAGGAGUAUGACCCUGAGUGUAAAGGCAUCAUUUCUAAGAAGGAGUUCCAGAAGUCCAUGGAGAGCCAGAAGCAGUACAGCCAGUCUGAGAUCGAAUUCUUGCUCUCGUGUGUAGAGGCGGACGAGAAUGACAUGUUCAACUACAAGGAGUUUGUGGAGCGGUUCCACGAGCCAGCCAAAGACAUCGGUUUCAACGUGGCAGUCCUUUUGACCAACCUGUCUGAACACAUGCCGCAUGACUCCCGACUUGCCACUUUCUUAGAUCUGGCUGAAAGUGUGCUUAGUUACUUUGAGCCUUACCUGGGUCGUAUUGAAAUCAUGGGCAGCGCAAAGCGAAUCGAGAGGGUUUACUUUGAGAUCAGCGAGUCGAGCCGCGAGCAGUGGGAAAAGCCGCAGGUGAAAGAAUCCAAGCGUCAGUUCAUCUUUGACGUGGUGAACGAGGGUGGAGAGAGCGAGAAGAUGGAGAUGUUUGUGAAUUUCUGCGAGGACACCAUAUUUGAGAUGCAGCUGGCCUCACAGAUCUCUGAGCCAGAAGUGGUUGAACAGCCCGAAGAGGACGAAGAGGAAGAUGGACACAGCAUCCUGGAAGAGCUGACUGCAGAGGAAGAGCACGCCCUGGAGUCUGCCUCUGCCUUCACCACCGCAUGUCGCUCAGUCAAGAGCAAGAUUGCACACGUCCGCCAGAUGUUUUCCAUUAAAAACAUGCGCAAGAAGUUGAAGAAACUCAAGAAGCUGAGCAUCAAGGAGAUAAUCACAGGCUUCUUUGCCUUCUUCUGGAUGCUGUUCACUGGGUUUUUUAAGGGUAUCUACAGCCUCAUCUUUGGUUUCUUCCACGUCAUUUGGUCCUCCAUGUUUGGUGGAGGUUUAGUCGAGGGAGCCAAGAACAUAAAGGUGACGGACAUCCUCGGAAACAUGCCUGACCCGACUCAGUUCGGCAUCCACGGAGAUGUGAUAGAGGGAGAGAAAGUGGAGGCUAUAGAAUCAUUAGGAAACCUGGACAUAGCCAUGGCACCAACAGGGGACGUUGUAGAGGUUGACAUGAUGAUGGAGAUGCUGAACGCGCCUAAAAAAGAAGGAGGAAAACAUGUGGAGCCAGGCCUGGGGGAUGUUUGCGAGCUGAGUGCUGAGCCCUCCGCUGAUCAUAAGAAGAAAGCUGCUGCCAAGAAGGUUGAAACCCCUGAGAACGAACCAGAAAAAGCAGAUACAGAGAACCAAGAGAAGGAGGAUAAACCAAAGGAGGAAGAGGCUAAGGAGCCAGUGACAGAGGAGAAGCCCAAGACCAGGUCAAGUCAGCCUAAAGAGCCAGCACCUGCGUUCAUGUCCAGUAUUUUUGCAGUUCUGGAUGUCUAUCUGAACAAGACGCUGAACUACCUGGCUCGUAACUUCUAUAACCUCCGCUUCCUGGCGCUGUUUGUGUGUUUUGCCAUCAACUUCAUUCUGCUCUUCUACAAGGUCACUGGUGAAAGUGAUGAAGAAACUGAUGAUGAAAACCGCUGGGGUGCUGACGAAGAGGAUGACGAGAACACGUUCUUUGACAUGGAUGAGUUUGUGCUUCAGGAGAGCACCGGCUACAUGUUACCAACGCUGCGCUUCUUGGCAAUAUUCCACACCGUCAUCUCGCUCGUCUGCCUGGUCGGGUACUACUGCCUGAAGGUUCCUUUGGUGGUUUUUAAGAGGGAGAAGGAAAUUGCCAGAAAGCUUGAAUUUGAUGGGCUGUACAUCACUGAGCAGCCAUCUGACGAUGAUAUCAAAGGCCAGUGGGAUCGACUUGUCAUCAACACCCCAUCCUUCCCAAACAACUACUGGGACAAAUUUAUCAAGCGCAAGGUUAUUAACAAAUAUGGUGAUCUCUAUGGAGCAGAACGCAUUGCUGAGCUUUUAGGCCUAGAUAAGAGCGCUUUGGACUUUGACCCCACAGUGGAAACUGUUGAGAAAGAAGCGUCCCUGGUAUCCUGGCUGAGCUCCAUUGAUACAAAGUACCACAUCUGGAAACUGGGCGUGGUCUUGACUGACAAUUCUUUCCUGUAUCUCAUUUGGUACACCACCAUGUCUAUUUUUGGACACUUCAACAACUUCUUCUUUGCUGCUCAUCUGCUGGACAUCGCCAUGGGAUUCAAGACCCUUCGCACCAUCCUGUCAUCUGUUACUCACAAUGGCAAGCAGCUCGUGCUGACUGUGGGUUUGCUGGCUGUGGUCGUCUAUCUCUACACCGUGGUGGCCUUCAACUUCUUCAGGAAGUUUUACAAUAAGAGCGAGGAUGAAGACGAGCCCGACAUGAAGUGCGACGAUAUGAUGACGUGCUAUAUGUUCCACAUGUACGUGGGUGUGAGAGCUGGAGGAGGUAUUGGAGAUGAGUUAGAGGACCCAGCUGGAGACCCAUACGAGCUCUACCGCAUCCUGUUCGACAUCACCUUCUUCUUCUUUGUCAUCGUCAUCCUGCUGGCCAUCAUCCAGGGUUUAAUCAUUGAUGCCUUUGGUGAGCUGAGAGACCAACAGGAGCAGGUGAAAGAAGACAUGGAGACCAAAUGUUUCAUCUGUGGAAUUGGGAAUGAUUACUUUGACCGGACGCCUCAUGGCUUUGAAACUCACACCUUACAAGAACACAACCUAGCCAACUACCUGUUCUUCCUGAUGUAUCUGAUUAACAAGGAUGAGACUGAGCAUACGGGUCAGGAGUCAUACGUGUGGAAGAUGUACCAGGAGAGAUGCUGGGACUUCUUCCCCACUGGAGACUGCUUCCGUAAGCAAUAUGAGGACCAGCUGGGUUAGAGCGGGUCGCCUCGUCUGCUGCUCUGAACCCCAAUCUCCACUUUGCUUCUACCUGGAAAAAAGACAUUGAACUUGACUUCACCCUGUUACCAGAACACACACCGUCAUAGUGUCGAAAAAUGUAAAGAGGAAAAAAAAAAAAUCUGAAUUCUGA